GAGCAACCCGCACGAAGUGUACAGCGCGGACGCCGCAGACAGUGUGCGUACGUAAAGCCGCUGUAAACCAGCACUACCUCCCAUACGUACCGUCGCUGGCAACCGGAGCAUCCGUAUCGCCGCAGCACCACAAGCUCCCAAGCAUGCCUCUGCUGUGAGAGGCUGCAGACGUCUCACGAGGAGCAGCGAUCGAUUCGGACGUCGCUGAGGACCGGUAGCAUGCUGGCUCGAGCCCUGCGACGCGUACGCAAGGACACAGCCCGCGCCGCGCCGCGGCCGCCGACGCGCCAGCUCGGCGGCCUCAGAAAGCGGCCGCCGUCGCCCGAGGCGCUGUCGCUCUACCGCGACUGCCUGCGCGCCGCGCGCCACUUCCACUGGGCCGACCAGAACGGCGAGCCCUGGAACGUUGUUUUGAGACGGUCGACGCGGAAGGAGUUCGAGCAGGCGCGCGACGAGCCGGACCCGCUCAUGGUCGCGAAAAUGUUGGUUGUGGGCCGGGAGUGCCUCGACAAGACCGUGCGGCAGUUCGAGGCGGCGCAGAAGCGGAUCGAGGCCAAGGUCGCGCAGACGCGGACGCGGUGACGGUCUGCUUCCUUCUUCUUCUAGGGUGUGUCGUAUGUG
Pelagomonas calceolata is the source of this 621-nucleotide messenger RNA. The record is from the annotation of a GenBank genome assembly. Lineage: Eukaryota; Pelagophyceae; Pelagomonadales; Pelagomonadaceae.